Messenger RNA from Daphnia pulicaria, 1445 nucleotides. RefSeq names its product 3'-5' ssDNA/RNA exonuclease TatD-like. Gene Ontology annotation, cellular component: cytosol. The record is from RefSeq and is a predicted model, not a curated record. Gene Ontology annotation, molecular function: single-stranded DNA 3'-5' DNA exonuclease activity. The coding region runs from base 223 to 1287 and encodes 354 amino acids. The transcript has 6 exons. NCBI's taxonomy places the organism in Eukaryota, Metazoa, Arthropoda, Branchiopoda, Diplostraca, Daphniidae.
CUGUUAGGCAAGUUGUCAGAUUAAUGUAAACACUGGGACCCUCUGAUUCCGGUCCGGCGACUUUACAUCCGUUUAAAAAUAGAUUUAUCUUGUCACUUAUUUAGUGAUGUCAUGUGUUAAGAUUGGUACCUCAAACUAAAGAACACUUGAGUUCAAUUCUCAACAAGGCAGCUUUACAGUGCAGUUUCGACCUUCAAAACAGUUUAUUCUUUGCCAAAAUAGAUGUUAUUGUCGUUUAGGCCACUAAGAUCAUCUUUCACCAGUUGGACAGUGGGGCUAGGGCUGCUGCCUUGUUGUGUCAACAUCUGGACGGGCCAUCCACAAAAGGAUAGAAUGGCAGACAGUAAAGAAAAAUCAGACAACCCAGAAAAAGUUGCAGAUGGCAUGUCAGCCCUGAAAAUUAAGCAAAUUGAAGAUGAAGUAGCAUCCAGUUACCUUCUUGUGGACAUUGGUGCUAAUCUGACAAAUUCAAAAUACUCCCGAGAUCUGGAUUCAGUAGUGGAAAGAGCAAAAGAUGCAGGUGUAAAGAAAAUUAUGGUGACAGGCGCUUCAGUUCAGUGCAGUAAGGAAGCUUUACGCCUAACCAGGUUGUACCCAGGAAUGUUGUACUCAUCAGCUGGCAUACAUCCUCAUGAUGCCAAGACAUGGACAGAUGACUGCUAUGAUGUGAUUAAAGAGUUGGCUAGCAACCCAGAAUGUGUUGCCAUUGGAGAGUGUGGAUUGGAUUUCAAUCGUAAUUUCUCACCACAAGAUGUUCAGAUGGAAGUGUUUGAGAAGCAGGUCCAAUUGGCUUGUGAAGUUGGCAAGCCGCUAUUUUUACAUGAACGUGACGCUCACGAUGAUAUGGUAAGGAUUCUCGGAAAAUUCAAAGAUCGCAUGCCUCCGGCAGUGCUUCACUGUUUCACGGGAACGACCGCCCAGGCGCUGAAAUAUUUAGAAAUGGGUCUUUACAUAGGAUUGACAGGUUUCCUGUGGAAAGACAAGUCAGACGACGGAGUACGAUCGAUCCUCGAAAAGGGACUUAUCCCUCUCGACCGAUUGUUAAUCGAAACAGAUGCCCCGUUUAUGUAUCCAAACGUCCGCGGGUCGAAAAUCCCGGCCAACAUCAAACAAGCCUUGAGCGACAGAUCCCUUUCGUUCUUGAACCGUUACUGCACCUUCCAGCGCAAUGAACCCUGUUCCUUGCCGGUAAUUGUCGAAAUGAUUGCAGCCUACAUGAAACGACCUGUGGAAGAAGUGGCCAUGGCCACGACAAUCAACGCCAUCAAGCUAUUCGGUUUCAGUUAAAAACUUGCCUUACACUAAUCCCUUCACUCGAGAAGACGACUAAGACAGCAAUAUGACAAUAAGGACGACUCUCUUUUUGAAAAUGGUUAAUGGAUAAAAAAAAAGGAAAAAUGUAAAAAAAUAAAGGAUGAAGAAUAUACUAUACAUUCAGAUCCACA